Molecule: messenger RNA, 987 nt
Organism: Oreochromis niloticus (Nile tilapia)
Lineage: Eukaryota; Metazoa; Chordata; Actinopteri; Cichliformes; Cichlidae
Product: superoxide dismutase 3
Exons: 2
Coding region: 132-785 (217 amino acids)
Biological process (GO): superoxide metabolic process
Molecular function (GO): copper ion binding
Source: RefSeq, a predicted model, not a curated record
ACGCCCACCCGCUCACAAGACUUUAUACAACAUUGUUUGGAAACGCUUUGCAUCCUCACCCUGCAGACUGCAGCGCUCGGCUUGUGAAAACAGUUACGUUUAAUUUACAGCCUUUUCUGCGCCUUUUACAGAUGACCAUGCAUCGAUACGCGACAGUGGGUAUACUGGAAGCUGCUUUGUUGGUUUUGCUGGCAGGCUGUCAACAAUGUGUCUUAGCAUCCAGCGACACAUUGGCUCCAGAGGUCUUGCAGAACAACGGCACCCUGUAUGCAGUCUGCAAGGUGAGACCCAGCACCUCUCUCCCGGAGGACCUGCCCAAAGUGUAUGGCCAUGUGCUGUUCAAGCAGGAUCAUCCUCAGGAGAAAGUCAAGGUCCUCCUCCGGUUUAGUGGCUUCCCCAGGGAUGGCAGUCCGGAGCCCAGAGCAGUGCACAUCCAUCAAUAUGGAGACCUGAGCCGGGGAUGUGACUCCACCGGUGGCCACUACAAUCCAUAUGGUGUAAAUCACCCUAACCACCCUGGAGACUUUGGAAACUUUGAGCCUCAGCAAGGGAAGAUUAAUACAAUGCUAGAAUCUGAUGCAACACUGUUUGGAAGCCUGUCUGUGUUUGGGAGAGCAGUGGUAAUUCAUGAAAAGAUAGACGACUUAGGGCGCGGUGGAGACGCUGGGAGCCUGCUGCAUGGAAACGCAGGCCGAAGGCUCGCAUGCUGCAUUAUUGGGGUUUCGUCCCCCAAUCUCUGGAAUAUGAACUUAAAGCAGUACUCCAGGCAGCUGAGGAGGAAUUAACGUACAGUAGCGUGCUAUACUGUACUUCCAGUUUGAUACCAAGAAAAAAAUAACGAGGUGGUUAAACCCACAUCCUGCCAAAAUGCAGAGUAGCUUCUUAGAAGUAUUAGAAACAUGCUUUAAUAAUAAUUACUACAAAUUAGCAUAAUUAUGGUGUUCAAUAUUAGUAAUGGUAAAGUUGGUUCGUUGGAGUAUCAACAAA